CUGACCACUGAACUGCCAGAAUGGUAAGAACAGUACCCAACACGAUCUCAAGAAGAACUAUCACCCAACAACGACCACCCCAAUACUCACCCUCUCCUGCCUGCACGGAUCCACUUCUCCUCAACAGGAACAACCUCAACCGAUUCUUCGACCGCUCCCUCAACAACUACCCACACCCGAGCCCAUCCAAUCCAACACCAUCUAUUGAGGAUCCCAUAACAACUCAAAACAGCUCCAUAAAACCAAUCGCCAAAUCGCAUUUCCUUGGCGUCUUGAUUCCUAAGUAUGAUCCUCCAUCAAUCAAAGAACCAUCGACAGGACUUCAAAGAAGACAGAAAACAUUAAUAUCUUCAGUCCAUCGAUUUUCUAAAAAUCAUCAUCAGCACAACCAGCCCAUGAAGAAGAAGAAGAAGAAGACCCCAAAACACACCAACCGCCAGAGAAGAGUCGGUUCGAUCAGUCGUGAUUCAUCGGUUGAAAUUAAUCAUUCAGAAGAAGUCGUAUCUGAUCAGCAAUUCAAUCGACUGUUGAACUUAGAUCAGGUUGUUGUUGAUCACCAAAAGUUUCGGAAAGGAGAUGCAGUCUUUGUGGUACCAGAUAUUGGAGACGAAGAAGGGCCAGAACAAGACCUCGAAGUCGAACGAUAUUGGUUGGCGUUGAUCAAAGAAAUCAAGACACGGCGUAGCUUCGAGGAUGAAGAUCGUCUGGAGACGGACCCUCGAACUGCAGUUUUCUUGAAGGUGGAAUGGUUCUAUAGACUCGAUGAUUUCGAGAACUCGAUGAAAAAUAAUCCCGUCUUCCGAAAGAUCGUAGGCAAGUUGAAAAAGAUCGGGUUCAGAUCCAACCAAAACAAACUCCGAUCAAACGAUUUCCGAUUCCAAGACAAAGAAUUGAUCAGAACGGAUCAUUCGAGUAUCAUCCACAUCAACAGUCUGGCUGGCAAAGCAGAUAUUUAUAAGUUUGAUGACCAAGUGUCACCUCAGAAUAACCAGUGUCCAAUCUUCGAACGUUGUUGUUGGCAAACGCUGGAGAAAAAGGCCAUCAAUCACUCGAGGAUUGAUGAUAAUCAUAUGCUGCAAUCCAUCGGCGUCGAUCGGUUUUAUUAUCGGCUACAUUUGCGCUUGAACCAUCCGCCUAGACGUACCCUUUCGCGUAAAAAUUCUGGACAACAGUCAAACGGGCUAUUUUUUGGAUGCAAGUGUACGAAAGUGUAUGACCCGAGAUCGGAGAUGAUGAUCUACGAUUUCGAGGGAUCCGAAUGGGUCCAUCUGAGCUGUUUGAUCACCCAUCUAACGGACCACCAACAUGAAGACAGCAGCACCACAAGAGAUCUAGUACAUCAUGCAAUCAAGGAUCUACAGGUCCGACUCGAGUCGAUGAAGAUGAAAGCACACGCACAGUGCGAUAUGCUUCAAAUCAAAGCGGCCUUGCUUCAGAUCUUGAUUCCUUCUUCUGCUACUACCAUUGGUACUCACUUAUCCUUUGGCUCUCGUUUCUUCAACAAUCGGUCUUUGUGUUUGCUUAGAGGGUUUUAUUAUUCGCUCGCCGGCCAAUUCUGUUGA
This is a messenger RNA of Puccinia graminis f. sp. tritici CRL 75-36-700-3, 1562 nucleotides long. RefSeq lists its product as uncharacterized. Lineage: Eukaryota; Fungi; Basidiomycota; Pucciniomycetes; Pucciniales; Pucciniaceae. Bases 21 to 1562 code for a protein of 513 amino acids. The transcript has 5 exons. The record is from RefSeq and is a predicted model, not a curated record.